UGGUAGUUUUCGAACCAAGAAAUUAAAAAAAAUAUCAGUCGAGGAUUUCUAAGAAAUCAUAUAUUGAUAAUUUCUGAUUUGUAAUUUAUCAAUUUUCAAAAUGAUCGCCCCAUUAGCUCGGAUUUCCAAUAAAUUAGGCAGGAAUGCAAUGACAAAUUUCGUGAGAUGUCAUUCUCAUGGCGGAGUACCCGGAGAGAAUCUCCCAUUCGACAUCGCCAAUAGAUACAAGCUGACUGCACUCUUUACUGUAUACAUUGGAUCUGGACUUGCUGCGCCCUACCUGAUUUGCCGCCAUCAACUUCUUAAAAAGUAAAAUUUAAAUCUGUAGAAUGUUUAAUUUAUCUUCAUGGAGAAGUUAUCAACUUUAUUAAGUUAAGUUAGUGAUGUGCAUAAGUUGGAAAUAAAUGAUGAUAUAAAUAAAUAAGAAA
Molecule: messenger RNA, 428 nt
Organism: Achroia grisella
Lineage: Eukaryota; Metazoa; Arthropoda; Insecta; Lepidoptera; Pyralidae
Product: cytochrome c oxidase subunit 7C, mitochondrial-like
Exons: 3
Coding region: 101-313 (70 amino acids)
Biological process (GO): mitochondrial electron transport, cytochrome c to oxygen
Source: RefSeq, a predicted model, not a curated record